Molecule: messenger RNA, 819 nt
Organism: Cajanus cajan (pigeon pea)
Lineage: Eukaryota; Viridiplantae; Streptophyta; Magnoliopsida; Fabales; Fabaceae
Source: RefSeq, a predicted model, not a curated record
UACAAAAUAGUAGUUACUAGUCAUAUUCCAAAAAAAAGCUAGAAUUCAAUUAAGUUUAACGUAGCAUGGGCAAAUGCCAAAUGCAAUAACGUUAUGGAAGACCAAAGGCAGAGAAAACCCAGAAUCUUGUGCCUCCAUGGGCACGGAAGCACUGGUGAAGUGAGGUUCAAGCAAUUAGUCUUUACUAAGUGGCCUCAAUCUGUAACACAGAAGCUGGACCUUGUUUUCCUCGAUGCCCCGUUUCCCGUUGAGGGAACUUCUGGUAUUGAAGGCUAUGAAUGGUUCCAUGCCAAUGAGGACUUCACUGAGUAUACCAACUUCGAAGAAGGUUUAGAAUUCAUCCAAGACUACAUGCUGGAAAAUGGUCGGUUCGAUGGCAUCAUGGGUUUCUCUCAGGGAGCACUUUUAGCGGCUGCGAUGCCAGGAAUGCAAGCACAUGGCGUAGCACUUGCGAAGGUAGACAAGAUCAAGUUGGUGAUUGUGAUCUCAGGAGCCAAGUUUGGUGGAAAGAUGUUUGGAAUGCCUGAACUUGCUAAAGAUGCAUUCUCCAAAAUAAUAGAUAUCCCGUCCCUUCACUUUAUAGGGAAGACGGAUAUAGCGAGGCCAGAGCAUAGUGUUUUGUUGGAAGCAUUCAAGGAUCCUGUUGUGAUUUUCCACCCUGAAGGCCACACAGUUCCCAAACUUGAUCAUGGCAAGAGUCUUGAAACUGUGCUUGGUUUCAUUGACACGAUUCAGACACUGGUUUAUGGUGCAUUUGGUUCCACAUCUCGGUUAUAACUUUUAUAUUUAAGAUAUAAUUAAGAUAAUAAUUAUAGCUUU